Molecule: messenger RNA, 1739 nt
Organism: Lycium barbarum (goji berry)
Lineage: Eukaryota; Viridiplantae; Streptophyta; Magnoliopsida; Solanales; Solanaceae
Product: calmodulin-like protein 3
Exons: 1
Coding region: 392-844 (150 amino acids)
Molecular function (GO): calcium ion binding
Source: RefSeq, a predicted model, not a curated record
CAAAUCAACCCGGAGGCAACACCUAUCUAAAUUUAUGUCUUUUUAUAGAAAUAUAUGUAAAAAUGUGAUAUUAAAGAAAAGAUCUAUUUUUUUAAACCUAACAAAGUGGAGAUGUAACAGUGGGCGAAGGGCAAAUACAAAAUGAAAAUUUUACUAAUAAUUUACAAAAUUUUCUCUACCAAAGAAACCAAAAUCACCACACAAUAAUAGUGUUACACACUCAAAAGAACGCCCCUGCCAACCAUUUUGUUGAGAAUUUUCUGUCUAAGACUCCUCCUUGACACAAUUCUUUUCUUUUGUGUCCAAAAGUUCAGGCCAUUUAAUCUUCUCCCAAAACUUACUACUAACAGCGUGAAAAUCAAUAACUAUAUCGUCGUUCCCCCACAGAAUAAUGGAGUCGGAAGAGCUCAAGCGUGUCUUUCAUAUGUUUGACAGAAAUGGUGAUGGCAGGAUCACAAAGAAGGAGCUGAAUGACUCGUUAGAGAAAAUGGGGAUCUUCAUGUCCGAUUCAGAUCUGGCGCAGAUGAUCAACAAGAUCGACGUGAAUGGCGAUGGCUACAUUGAUAUUGACGAAUUCGGUGCUCUAUAUGAGACCAUAAUGGAAGACCGAGACGAGGAGGAAGACAUUCGAGAGGCGUUCAAUGUGUUCGACCAAAAUGGGGACGGAUUCAUUACCGUAGACGAAUUGAAAUCCGUCUUGGGAUCGCUUGGUCUCAAGCAAGGGCGGACCAUUGACGACUGCAGGAGGAUGAUUAAGAAAGUCGAUGCUGACGGAGAUGGAAUGGUGAAUUUUACAGAGUUUAAGCAGAUGAUGAGAAGCGGCGGAUUUGCUGCAUUGGGUUAAAGAGAAAAAUCAGCAAGAAAAAAAAUUGAAACAGAAAAAAUCAGCAAGACCUUGAACUUGGAGGUUGGAAUCUUGCUACUCUUAAAGCAAAGGUCCCGGUCAGUUCUUAGAAGAAAUUUAUGGUAUGGAGCCUUUACCACCUUAAUAGACCAAUUUGACGCUAAUGUUAAUUAGUCAAUCACGAACUUGGAAUAUUUGACGACUAAACCAGAAAGAACAAAGAAGUAGAGAGAAAAAUACCCAUUUCCCGCACAGUUAUGUUUGUUUGAAUAGAAGGGACACAAAUAAAAAGAAGUUUUCCCGCUCUUUCCGCAGGUUGUGACUUGUAAAUAGUUUGUUAUAUUUCUUUGAAAAAAUAUUUUCUUUGGCUCCUCCCUUGAAGAAUCUUGAUAGAAAAGCAUUAUUCCCUCAUUUUCAUUUUACUAGUAUCUAUGUACGCUGCCUCUUGAGAUCUAAAGGUUUAUAUUGUAUCUCUUCUCCUCUAUUCUGUUUAACAGGUGAUGUGAAGAGAGAUUUUCAUUUCUUCUUUUUUUCUUAUUUGCAAGUUAAUGAAAGAUUUCUUCUUUCUGUUCUAUUACUCUUUCCUUAACCCUGUUUUAAUAUCCAUCUCUUGAAACCCCAAGAACACAGUUUCUCACAGAAGCUUUUUAUUGCUUCUAUUCCAUUCUCCAUUGUGAUCUUUUUUACGUGUGAGUGUUAAAAAGAAUUUCUCGUUAUCUUCUUUUUCAAUUUUUUUAUUUUUGGGUUUUCCAAAUUUUCUCCUUUCUUAGAAGCAUGUCUCACUUCACACUAAUAUGAUUUGGGUACAGAAGUUCAUGAAUGACAACCAGAAUGCUCUUAGAUUGAAUGGAACCUUCAGUAUUAUAUCCUCCAGUACAUUCCAAUGGACCCUUAG